CAGUAGCACACGUUCGAGCGUACCGGCCUUUCGUCUCCGUACACCCAGUUCUCACCGAUCAGUGUCUGUCCAUUUUACUUGUUCGAGACACGGAUGAAGAAAGGACGCGGAUGCGUGUUUCGUGAAUCGAACCUCUGACCGCGUGUAAAUCGUCCAAGAAAUCGUGUAUCCCCGUUGUGUUUCUUCAGUCAUCUCGUUCGGCGGACACACGUGACUACGUGGAUUUUAACGUGGUCGAGACACGCAGUGUGUUAGCAGAGUAACGUAAAGUGUUAGAGAAUCGAUUUCUACGGACGAAGAAUUGUGGUUCUGUUGGGAAAACAGAGAUAGUUGGGUGUAGAGAGAUAUGAAUGAGCGUGGGAUGCAUUAAACUGGUAGUGGUAGGUCCUCUUACGUUUGUUUAGCCAGUAGUAGUGAGUUGUAAUAUUAGGCCGGUGCAUGUGAAAUGUUCUUUCAGAGAAAACUCUGACCGCGUGUGGCUUCUUCGAAAUAUGUAAAAGACAAUGAAUGAAAGUAAUUUUUAUUGAACGAACGAUUACGUAGCUUUAUUAUUCCAGGCCCAUCAGAAGCGUUAAAUUCUUAAAUUUGCUUCUUCAUUUAUGAGUUCAAAAAAUCCUGUGACUGAAACUUUCUUUAAAAGUUAAAUUUCCAUCUUCAUUCCUGUUUCUUUGCGUCUCAAAAAAUUUUCAUUGAAUUUUCUCCAAACAUAAAUUCAUAUCAGAGAAUCGCAGGAUUAUUACGAUUUUUCAUGACAAUCAAUAACAAAGUUUUCAUAUUAGUCUUAUAAACCUUCGUAACAUUAAAUAUACAUAAUUUAUAGGAAUUCUCAUUGGUCUCUCUUCAUUGGUCCAGUUGAUAAUUGGCUUGAUGACGACAGAGCAAAAUAUCAUAAAUGUUAUUAACCGAUGAAACAUUCUGUACGCACCUAUGCAUAAUAUAUAAUUGUAAAUGAUUCAAGAAUAAUUUAUAUCACUACCACAUAACAUCUCUCUUACAAUAACAUAUAUAGUUGCCAAUUAAUUUUUAACUCCCGAUAUACAUUUCAAUAUUCCAUUCCCACCCCCCCUUUUUAAAACCUAAAAGUUCGACUUGAAAAGUCAAGGUUAAGGCCAGAGAUUUAUGCGUUCGAUAUACCCCCAAACACGUCACGAGCAAUCGCGUUUAGCGUUCGGCAUUGAUCCAAAGAUCUCUCGAACAAGCCUGUUAAUCGUUUCUAUUCUUGAAUUCCAUACCUCGCAAACAAUCGUUUCUCGUUCCUUGAAACUAACCACUUGCCGUUGAAAGAAUCGUAAAAAUCGAAGAAAAUCGAAUUCCAAUGCAUCCCUCGCAAUCAACGACAAAAACUGAAUAACAGUCUGGCGUGUACAUGCGUGUGAAGUGAAAAGCAACUGACAGCCGGCCCGUGAUAAAUGCGGUUUAGAACCAGGACCCGACGUACUUCGUGCCGGAAGUCGAUGGACUCGCGAAGCUGACGAAAACUGAUCCACGCAGGCGAUCGUGUAAACGGAUUUCGUUCAUCCGAUUGUUCAGCCUUCUUUGUAUCGACGAAAGUACGUGGUACACGCGAGUUCUCCGCCCUUUUGCGAGUUUCCUGCGAUCCGCGCAACCGGAAAAUGGCGCAUCUUCGACGACCAGCUAGACGGGAACACUACAAGCCCUUUGGCAGAAGGAAGGGCUCGGCAGACUCGAACUACUCACAGCCGAGCUCGGAUCUCUCGCUGGACGAGGAGAAAGAGAGCUUGCGUCGUGAGAAGGAGAGGCAGGCCCUCAAUCAACUUGAAAAAGCCAGGACGAAAGCGGUAGCGUUUGCAGUACGGACCAAUGUGAGCUAUGAUGGAUCUGUCGACGAUGAUUCGCCUGUCCAUGGCUCGGCUAUCAGCUUCGAGGUCCGCGACUUCCUGCACAUCAAGGAGAAGUACGACAACAAUUGGUGGAUAGGUAGGCUGGUGAAAGAGAACGCGGACGUCGGCUUCAUCCCGUCCCCGGUGAAAUUAGAGGCCCUGAGGCAGCAGGCGAGCGCUGCACGUGGUACAAAGGGUCUCUAUUCGGCACGUGGAGGGUCUUCAGGGAACCUUGGCGAGAGUGGUAUGCCCUCACGUGGUUCCACACCACCUACACCAGGUGACGACAGCGACAGCGUCCGCGGCGGUAAGGCAACGUUGACCACGCCACCGGCUAAGGAGAAACGGAAAAACUUCUUCAAGAAGCCGGAAACAACCACGCCGUACGACGUUGUACCAUCUAUGAGGCCUGUCGUCCUGGUCGGUCCAUCGUUGAAAGGUUAUCAGGUGACGGACAUGAUGCAAAAGGCGUUGUUUGAUUAUUUGAAACAUCGGUUCCGAGGCAGAAUAAUUAUCACUAGGGUAAUGGCAGACAUUUCACUGGCAAAGAGAUCGUUGCUGAACAAUCCAUCAAAACGAGCGAUCAUGGAACGAUCCACGAGCAGGAGCAGUUGUUUGGCGGAGGUUCAAGCUGAGAUCGAGAGGAUUUUUGAGCUUGCCAGAACCCUUCAGUUGGUAGUUUUGGACUGCGAUACCAUCAAUCAUCCGUCGCAGUUAGCUAAGACCAGCCUGGCGCCAACGAUCGUCUACCUGAAGAUUUCGUCACCUAAAGUGCUCCAAAGGUUGAUCAAGUCGCGUGGAAAGUCGCAGAUCAGACAUCUGAACGUACAAAUGGUGGCUGCUGAGAAAUUGGCUCAGUGUCCUACAGAGAUGUUCGACGUGAUCUUGGAUGAGAAUCAGCUGGAGGAAGCUUGCGAACACGUAGCUGAGUACCUGGAAGCUUACUGGAGGGCCACGCAUCCUCAAGUGAUCGCUACAGUGCCACGUCCGAUCCCUGCACCGGAUGCACCGGUCGACGCGUUAACACCUCGCGUCACAUCAGGUGCCCAUCAUGAGAGUUACUACGGCCACGAGCCAAGAGGAUCAGGAUCGUACAGCGGCGGACACAUGAGCGAAGGAACUCGAAAGUCGAGGCUGGAGAGGAUGGAUCGUGAUCGGGGCGAUCGUAGUGAACACGACUACGGCAACGAGGAGGAAUCGUACGUCAGUGGCGUCGAUUACGGGAGCGCGUCGAGGCGUCGCCAGCAGCAAGAUCCGCGCGCAUUGAACGCCAUUUAGGAGCUGGGGCCCCGGGGCCUGUCGCUACAGCGCUGUCCCCACCUGCGCACCACUGCUCUUUAGUGGGGUCGCCACCUGGUACGCUACUGAACGUACGAACGUGCUUAACGCUACCGUAGCGAAGAAAACAAAAAAUAUUUGCGCUCUGGUCUGUUAGUGGGGUUUCUUUCCUGUCGCUACCCGUAAGAUGGUUCAUUUUGUUCGAUUUACUGUUUAAUAGCUAGACCCUUGUUGUUCGAGCUGUCCCACAAUUUACAUAGAAAUCGCCUUUCGUUACGAUAUUUCUAGCCUUUAGUAUACGGCAUCGUACGUAACGCAUGGAACUCAGCGUGUUUUCAUGCAGAAUCAUUUUCAUUUUCUUCAUUCUGUCCGUUUAUUGGUGCCGGAUCUCGAUGUAGAACUUCUAUUAUAGAUACAUUGCAUCGUAUUAUGCCAAUGAUUCUCGUUACCGAGGAAGCGUGCACGAUACUUUACGCUGUAACAGAGAGUAGAAAUGUUGAUUAUGCAAAGUGUUGUUCUUUCGUAGAGCUGAGAUUUUGAAUCUCAGGUAAAUCGCUUUGAUUUUUAUUUGUUGGAUUGUUGAGAUGGUACGCGUGCACGCUUGUCUAUGAUACACGAAUGUUUCAUCCUACGAGGUAUACACUUUCUUCCGUUUGCGACUAUUUUCGUUAUAAUGGAAGCAAGAGUUAGCGAGCUAGUGCAUUAUUUUUUCAUUUUAUUGGUUCCAAAGUAAACAUGGCGUAAUUUGUCGUAACAGAGUAACGUGUCCAUGGUGACAGACAUUGUAGAUUCUAUUUUCGUAAUCGUACUCUCGAUUAAAGGAGCCUUGUUGAUUUCGUAACGAUCGUUUUCUUGACCAUUCGAUAGAUAUCGUACAAGUAGAAAGACCCAUUCUAGUGAAACCAAUUGUUGUUGUCAUGAAACUAUCGAGUAAAUGGCUUUGUUCUGUUCCCAUCCCCCAACCCUCCUCCGUUUUACAGAAAUUUUAUCAAAGCAAUUACAAAGUUCGUUCGCGUAAAUGGAGAGCGUGUGAGAGAGAAAAAAUGUGCGAGUGAGAGAGAUGGAGCGUGUUGGCGGCAGCGAAAAAUUUUCACGAGCAUUUUUUCCAACAGGAAUUCCGCAUAACGAUGGGCGGAUUGAAACGAAUAAUCGAAUGUCCUUGUCGAUGAGGUACGCACAGGAUAAAUCCCCCAUUCGCGGAGCCAGCUCAACGAGAUGAGUAUUGACAUGAGAACAGUCACGUGAACAAAGUUAAAGAGAAACACACUUUUAAGAAUGAGAAAGAGUGAGAGAGAAGGGAGAGCAUGAGAAUAAGAGAGAAAGGAAAGGAGAGAAAAAGAGCCCUGGGGCCUUAAUCUUUGCGCUGACUCCUCCCGGGCCCCUAUUACCCAACCCCACGAGAAACAUCAGAUUUUUCAGAUCGAUGAUUUAUAAGCCAGCUAGGGGAACUCGUGAAUCGGCAUCGAGUCUUCAUUAAACGCCACGAGAUUUUCGCUCGAAAUUAGGUAGACGAUCGUCCGGAGCUAAUUGAACGAAAAAAAGAAAAACAAAGAAAGAAGGAAGUAUAAAAUAAAAUCGUGAGAAACGAACAAAAAAGAGAAAUCAUGGGAAAAAGAAAUGAGAAACUUCGAUAUGAAUUUCGCGUGGAAUUCUUUCAAUUCGGCCGACAGAACAGCGAUAGUUGCUUCGAUUUAGAGAGAAGAGAGGAGAAACGAGGAAAAUGAUCUCUAGUCGAUUUACCUUAGGAUCGAUCGCAUGAUUAAAUUCUUAAUUCUAGAAAUUUUAGAAAUUUCGCGUAUUCGUCACGAGGUUCGUGCAGAAUUUCACGAUAUCACGAUCGAGUAUGGAAGAAACUCGACAAAAAUAAAAUAACGAAACGAAUUAACGUUGCGUGGCGAUGGGUUGGGAUCAGAGAUAAUCAAUCAUUAUUGUCGUACGCGAUUAAAAGUUUUCGAUUAUCGAUACGAUGGCGCGUUGAUGAUCGCCGCGCUAGGCUCACGUGUUUAUACGUUUUAUUAGAGUCUAUUUGGUGAAAUGUGAAUACACAUACACACACACAUACACACACGUGUUACACAUGCACAGACAGGCAUACACGGGCACACGCACACGAGAACACACAGUGAAACACAUUUUGUGUAUAUAGUAUACAUAUAUAAAUAAUAAUAUUAUAUAUAUAUAUAUAUAUAAAUAUAUUGUAUACGUAUGUACGCAGUGAACACUUUUACCUUUGUCACUCGACAAAAUUCCGAUCGAGGCAAAAUGUGAGUAUGAGAGCAAGAAUGAAUGGGAGAAAAUGAAAGGAAUAGAAUGAAAGUGGAUAGAAAGUGAAACAAGAGAGAUGAUACUAUACCAUAGAAUCAAUAGAUAUCGUGUACAUAUUGUAAGAAGCCUUUAAAAACAAGUCCUUUCCGUUUCGAUUUUGUCGUGAAUGCAGCGUCGUCAGCUGCAGCGAGGAUCAUGGUAAUGCUGGAUAUUUGUCAACGUUUCUCAUUGUUUUUACGGAUCUACAAACACUUUCGGUCCUCGUGAUCAACGCUUUUGACGCACUACGAACUUGCUGCAACUAAAAUACGAAAAAUAUUUAUGGAGCAAUUGAUGCAAUACGUAUACACAGACACAUACACAAACAUACUCAUACACAUACACGCACACAUACAGAAACAUAUACAAACGCUCUUGAUUGCAUACCAGUUGCACGAAUGUAAUCGUGACAACCGAUAAUGCUAAUCGAGUUUUGGUCGUUCGUGUAUAUUGAUUUCUUUUUUAGAUGCACGCAUCAACGUUGUUUCUUAAGUAGAACGAACAAAUCUCGAGCUCGCCAUUCUUCGCAGAAAUAGCCUUGCGCACGGCCAGUAUAAUUAAAUAAUAUCAAAAGGGCAAAAAAAGAAAAAAAAAAAAGAAAAAAAGAAAAUGUACGAAACGUAAUAUAAUGAAUUUUUCUAAAUUAAUUUAGGGAAUUUUACUUAAAACGAUCACUUAUGCAUCAUUAGACUAGCGAAACGAAGCGUUUCUUUCCCGGAACGAUUACGUUCGAUAUGCGUUCGUGUAUGACGUUGCUGUGUGAAUUUAGCGAGAUUUUCUUAUCGUUUUCACGCAGUUUUCGCAUUUUCCACGGCCGAUCGCUGGCAUAUUUUUCUUUAAAAAUAAAUUAAAAAUAAGGAUUUGGCGCACGGUCCUUUGAAUCUCAAAACUUGAGCGUGGAUCGUAAUUUCUUGUCGAUAUAUGUAUCUCUGCCAGCGAUUCAGCGUCGUCGUCUUAUCGAAAGUGUUUCAAAUUCUUACUAAGCUCGUUGUUUGUUCGCCACAUUAAAUUGGCGCUGGAAGAUUAUAUAGUUGUUGAAGAUUACAAAAAUCUUCGUGCAACGCCGUUUAUUGAAUUUUAAUGGCGUCACCGAUGGAUCGAGCGAGUAUCGAAGCGAAAGUCUUCGUGGAACGCUCUCAAGAUGAACUUUAAAGACGCCUUAAGAAUUAAGUAGACGAUCGUGUGGAGAUCAGCAUUCGACCUAAAUUUUCAAUCGCUACGCUGUUAAACGAAUUUUAUUGGCGCCUUGCGCCGUAAUAAUUUCGCUUGUCGAAAAUUCCAUAUGUUAUCUUUAGACUGGAAGAUUUUUAUAAAUCGAGCGAAGAUGCUGAAAAAUCUAUGACAAAUAUAAAAAGAUAGUUUGUUUCGAAUUCGAGGCACAUUAUGGAAUGUUCGAGUUUCACGUUUCACGAUUUUUCACGUUUUCCAGUUUCGCGAGUAUUCUAUUGGUCGCUAACUGUAAAAUGUUUUUUGUAGCCAACGUUUGUAAAUACUAGGUAAAAUAUAUUUGCAAAACACUAUCACUGGUGAUGUCUAUUUAAAGAUACUCACGCUUCUACUUCGAUGUAGGCGAGUUUUAGUCAAAAUUCAAUGCGAGAAGGAGCGUGCGUUUCGGUUUCUUCACGACGCGAUUCGAGUGCAAUUUGGAAACGAAUGCUCGGUAGUAGCUAGAGUUUCUUUUGAACUUUGUUUCGUCGUGUCGAACAGAAGCCGUUUGUACUAGGGUAACGUUCUUAUAUCACGUUUGCUCGAUUAUUUUAACAAGUUUCUCUGUUUCUGCGAUUUAACUACGAAUAGCGCCGCGACGCAUAGGCGACUCGAUUUUAAAUCGUAGCUAUUGUAUACAAUUUUUUCUAGACGUCAAUGACGCGAUUGAUAGAGGAUGUGUAACAAUAUCUAGCCCACAUCCUUAAGCAAAUGAGAAUUUUUUAUAAUAUUUUGUAAGAAUCUUUCGCUCGAAAGGCAGCGAUAGAAACCCACGUCAUGCAGACCUGAUACGAAUUAUGGCGUCUCACGUGGCCACAUAAAUACCACACACACACACACACACACACACACACGAUACACGAAUUUGAAAGGAGCCCUUAAUAUUUCUUACGGUACGAUCCCUAGUAGUUAACUGACGCGAGACCCGUCGGUUUUGUAAUCAUUAACGAUUUCGGUUUAGGAUUUUAGCGGCUUCCAGUCCGUUCUUUCUUUCGAUAUAUCGAAGACUAGUGUUCGAAUCUGUAACACGUGCAUUAGCGCGCUAAAUUAAAUGCAAAACGAGAGAAAAAAAAUUAUAUGAAACGUAACUUGUAGCUUUCGAUCGACGUCAAUUCGGAUCUACGUGAAAAAAAAAACAAAAAAAAAAGACAAAGGAAAUCUCUGUAGUAUUUCUCAGUAAAACGAUCUAGGAUUAAAACUCGCACGCGACAAGUUCGUUCGAUGCCUACAAAAAUCGACACACAUUCUGUUCUAGCGAAGACAAAAGAGAACAAAGAAAAUAUCUCCCAUCACAAGCGAGCCAAAUAAAAAAGUAUUAAAAAAAGGCGAAAAAAGAAAAAUUCGAAAGACAAAAAAGAAAUGAUACAAUUCACUGAAAAUCGCGAUGUCAUGCAGGAAAGCUGAAAGUCCAAUCGGCAACGCAAUCGAAUUUUCUUCUGAAAGACUUAACGAGAACAUAUUAACGAGCGUUUAAAUAUCGAUGUUUAAGCUGUUUAGGAAGAAACGAGAGAAAGACGAGAGAGGGAAGACUGGAUGCGGGAGAGAUAGAGGGUAAGCCUUUCUUCAAGAGUUGCGAGAGUCGAGAGGGCGUAAGUACAAUUCGUUCGAUGUAUUUAAAAAAAUUAGGGCGCGAGUUUAAAUUAAUUAGGAGUGAAUUGUUGCGUUGGUUUGCACCAUGUGCACGUGAAUGUGUUGUUAAAAUCUAGACUGCUUUUGCCGGCGUCGCGGCGGCCGAUUUCGUGCGAUCGAUCGACGCACUCCUCGAAGAAUGCAACCCCAAUUACACGAAUGGUUGGAAGGUCCAAAAAAAAAAAAAAAAAAAAAAAAAAUAAGAGAAUAA
Molecule: messenger RNA, 8469 nt
Organism: Bombus huntii
Lineage: Eukaryota; Metazoa; Arthropoda; Insecta; Hymenoptera; Apidae
Product: voltage-dependent L-type calcium channel subunit beta-2
Exons: 10
Coding region: 1614-3119 (501 amino acids)
Biological process (GO): chemical synaptic transmission; regulation of voltage-gated calcium channel activity; neuromuscular junction development
Cellular component (GO): voltage-gated calcium channel complex
Molecular function (GO): high voltage-gated calcium channel activity; protein binding
Source: RefSeq, a predicted model, not a curated record